UCCCGCUCCUUGGAUUUCUUUUUAAUUUGAUUCAUGUAAGUUUGCUUCAGACAGUCUUUCAAUCGUUCAAUCGUUCAAUCAUUCAUCUUUCAAUCAUUCAAUCUUUCAAGUAUAAAGUAUUGAUUCCAACUCCUCGUUCGUUGCUCAUUACUUUCCCUCACUUUGUUUCGUGUUUCGAGUGUCUGGUGUCACGAUACGAGGAUAUACAAAGGAAGAAGAUCCAUAGUGAAGUCAAAGUUCAUUCUCGAAUUCACUCAUUUCUACUUCGAAAGAAAACGCAUCCGCGACUUGGCAAGACUCAAUCAAGGAUCAUAAUACAACAUAAUCGACUCUUUUCAGCAAGCCAAAGAAAGUCCAUUCAAACGUGCAUUACAUUACAUUGCAUUGCAUGAAGAAGGGAAAGGCAAGGCAAGGCAAGGCAAAGGAUUCUUCUAUAAUCGAACAACCACCUGGGCAUUCAUUCUCAUUCAGACCAAGAAAGGGUGACUGGAAAAUCGAACAUUGGAAGCACCUCAUCAGAAGGAUUUAUAUCUACAUAAAAACCUUGAUGCGACUUCCUACAUUACUUUAUACAUUCCUCAAACCUACAUUUUCCAAUACAUGCCAACAACUUCCUUCGAUCUCUCGCUCUCACUUCAGAACUACAUAACCAACCUCCCUCUCCUUUACAAUACAAAUAUAAUAAAUCAGUCUUUAUUAUAAUUCUUCAAUUAUGAAUCCAACAAUGUCUCCACCACUUUCCAUGUCUUCGCGCAAAAGAUCCUCAUCCAUAUCAUCAUUCGAUUCUUUUGAUUCGGAUUUCUUCGAACAAACCUAUGUCCCACUCUCAAAUCUACCAACCCCACCUCUCUCAUCUCAUUCCUAUGAUACCACGGCAGCUCAAUCACCAAUAUCUCUUUUCAGCUCCGACGAAAUCCUUGAUCCAGACUAUUUGGGUCCUGCAAUCCAUCUCACAAACUUAAUCCCCUCCUCCACUUCCUUAACCGAUCCCUCCACUCAACUAGUCCACGCCAUAUUAACCCGCGCCGAUCUACCAAUCGAAAUCCUCGCCCUCGCAGUCUGCAUUCUCGAUUCCCUCAAUUCUAGAUUUGCUCGCUCGUGGCGAAUUUCAUAUCCCCUCGAAUCAUCCGAAGAUCAAUUACUCGAACAAUACGAUUUCCCCAGUCCACAAUGUGCAGAAGAACAACACAUCGAUUCUACACACCCCGAAGUGAUCGUUCUCGCAGCCCUCAUAUUGGCGAUGAAAUUUAUAGAUGAUCAACAAGGAACCACCCUUUACUAUGCGCAGAAAUGGGCAAGAGGAUUGUGGAGUUGUGAUCAAAUUAAUUUCACGCAGAGAGCGAUUAUGGAAAAUUUGAAUUAUAGAUUACUACCACUUUGGGAAGAGGAAAUUAUUGAAGAAGCGAAGAUGAGUAUGGCGAGAGCGGCAAAGAGACAAUCGUCACAAUUAUAUUGUAUGCAAGAUUGGACACAAUCAAUGAAGAAUUGUGGAAUGGGGAGACCGAUGAGUAGUGGGAAAGCUUGUAAGGGAAUUGAAGGAGAAAAUACACCACAACCGACACCAGUUGAAUUACCAUUUUGUGAAGAUUUGGUCAUGGGAAUCGGAAGUGAACGACCGCUGGGAGGUACAUCGAUGUUAAGUCGAGAAACAAAAAUAGCGUUUGGGGGAGUAUUGGGUGGAGAGUAUCAGGAUGUGGAUAUGGAUAUUGAUUUGGAGAGAUUUCCGACAUACGUGGAUUCUUUCAUGGUUCAUGAUGAACAUAUGAAUUUUGUAUGAGGAUGCGCGCAGGAUCAAGGCAAGAAGCUGGAUCAUGUCAUGAUAUGAUGACUUUACGAUCGCAUCUUUACAACCUCUUUCGACCCAUACCUGGGGAUCAACAGGGUAUUCAAGGAUUGUCUUUAACGGUAAUACGUUACAUGAAAGCCUUUCUUUCUCUCCUGGACAAACCGGAAACGAAAAUUAGGAGUAAUGUUUAUGGCAAUGGAAUGGAGUGAAAGGGAAUUUUGGAUCGAAUUGUUCUUGGUUGGAAAUUGGUUGGCAUGGAAAAUGGAAUGGCGCUUUAUACCUCGAGAGAAGAGAUUUUGGAACAAAGGUUCGAAUCUGGUGUUUCUUGUUUUGCUGAGUUGUGGUUGUGGUUGUGAUGAGGAUGGAUGAGGAGGAGGGUGGUGAGUGAGUGAGUGGCAUUACAUAGAUUGUAUAUGCCUACCUGCCUACCUCAACUUCCUCCACUACCUGAAAUUACGUAGUAAUAAUACCUACCUAGUAAUAAUAUACAUUACCUAAUUUUAUAUUUCAUAUGGUUUUGCUAUU
Molecule: messenger RNA, 2311 nt
Organism: Botrytis deweyae
Lineage: Eukaryota; Fungi; Ascomycota; Leotiomycetes; Helotiales; Sclerotiniaceae
Exons: 2
Coding region: 713-1777 (354 amino acids)
Source: RefSeq, a predicted model, not a curated record